Messenger RNA from Haliotis rufescens (red abalone), 1677 nucleotides. Its product is annotated as BTB/POZ domain-containing protein 6-like. Gene Ontology annotation, biological process: neurogenesis. The record is from RefSeq and is a predicted model, not a curated record. Gene Ontology annotation, molecular function: protein binding. The transcript has 3 exons. Gene Ontology annotation, cellular component: cytosol. NCBI's taxonomy places the organism in Eukaryota, Metazoa, Mollusca, Gastropoda, Lepetellida, Haliotidae. Bases 132 to 1472 code for a protein of 446 amino acids.
AUAAAAUUUACACCUUGAAAGCGGAAGUCUUGUCAAAACGAAACAAGGAUUACAGUUGUCUGACAGGCGAAGGACGCUCUCUCGCGCCCUGUGUUCAAACCAUCGGCACCAACUCAGUUCCAAGCUUCGCAAUGUCUGGUGAGAGCCGAGAAUCUGGAUAUGUGGACAACUGGCAGUCAGGGAAGACUGUCACAGAGUGUAAUCUGUGCAUGCUCGACACGGAAGACUUCUGUGACGUCACUUUCCUGUUGGGGUCAGAGAAACAGGUGGUCCGAGCUCACCGCUACGUUCUUGUCAGUCGCAGCUGUGUCUUCCAUGCAAUGUUUUGUGGCCCCCUUGCGGAGAAAGGGGAGGUAACCAUUCCUGACAUUGCGGCAGACAUCUUCAAAGAGUUCCUGAGGUAUGUGUACACAGAGAAGACUACUAUCAACACUGAAACAGUCACAGGACUAAUGUACACCUCCAGGAAAUAUUCUCUGGAUGCAUUGUACGAUCUGUGUGUAACGUUUCUGGAGACGUCCCUGUCAGAAGACAAUGUCUGCCAGAUCCUAGAGCAGUGUCAUGGUUACGGGGAGGUAGACCUGGAACAGAAGGCCCUGAAUAUCCUGACUGAAGGAGGGGAGAGUGUCAUCAAAUCUCCAGGGUUUGUAGAUCUUUGUCCUUGUUGUCUGGAAAAGUUCCUCAAAUCAAACACUCUGAACCUGAGAGAGUCAGACAUAUUUGAAGCAGUCGUGUCCUGGACAAAGGAGCGGUGCAGGAAGGAAGGUGUGAGAGACACGCCUGAGAACAGACGGAGACUCCUGGGAGAUAUGAGGUAUGAGAUCCGGUUUAUCAGCAUGACCCUGGAGGUCCUGGUGAAGGUUGUAGGCCGAUCUGGUGUGCUGACAAACAGUGAGAGAGUUCAGAUAAUUGACAGAUCUGUUGACUCGACUGUUGAUAUUUCUCCAUUUAAAACUGUACAGAGAAUGAAAUCAGGAGUUGCUCAGAUACAAGAGUCCAAUAUUUGUAAACAUGUAAGCAGAUUUCAAUAUAUGUCAGAAUAUUGGCAUUCUGCUAAAACACGUUGCAGGCAUGCUAUCUCGUUUUCUGUCACUCACAACAUUCACCUGAAAGGAUGUCAGCUCUACCGUGAACAGGGUAAUGAAGACAUCCUACUGAGUAUAAGGGUGAAUGACCAAAAUGACAUAGUUGUUGCUGCACCCUUAUGGAAGACAUGGAUGACUCGUCACAGCAACAAAGAGAUGACUGAUGUCCUAUUUCCCGAGUCUGUACUACUGCAGCCAAGCACAACCUACACUCUGUGUGUGGACCUACCUCCCGGUAACUAUUACAGGGGGGUUGAUGGAAAGAAGACUGUAACCAGUGAUGGAGUACAGUUCACCUUCUCACACUCCCCACUGGACACUGCAGGAACAUCACUACAGUGUGGAAACAUACCUGGCUUGAUAUUCAGCAUCCCAACAGAGAUGUAGUGUGUGAAUUCAUGGUGAAACUGUCAAUUCUUCCACUCAACCAUGGGAUGAGAUAAUGACCACAACAUUCAGCUAACAUCCUGUGUGCUGUUUGUACAGGAUUUGAUGUGAAUACUUUACUGAAAUUUGAAUUGGAUGUACUUUUAAACAACACUGACAGCUUGUGCAUUGUAUGUUACGUUCACAUGUAACAUCAUUUCCGUUU